AUGGGCACAGAGCGCGAGGAGAACGAGCAGACGAGCGGAGACGAUGAUGCCUCUCAACAGGACGCUGCCAGUAUUGCAGAUGUGUCUGUGGAGGUGGCCACAGUUGACCACACUCUGCACAAGCUCUGCAGGAUGUACAGGAAGACUAGACGGAAGCCCAAGGGGCUCAAAAGGCUGUGGGCCCACGUGUUGAACACUCCGCACCUUGCCAUCAUCAUCACAGCGGUGGUGUUUGUGGUGGUGGUCAUCAUGUGGUCUCUGCUGUGGGUCUUCAUAUUCCGCAGGGAAAGCAACAGUGGAGCGUAUUUUGCGGGGAUGUUCCGUGUUGCCAAUGUGGAGUUUAUCCCAGAGUACCGCCAGGAAGAGUCCCACGAGUUUGUAUCCAUGGCAAACAAAAUUCAACAUGUUGUGAGCAAUGUGUACAAGAUGUCCCCCGUGGCCAGACUCUACAAACAAGCUGUCAUUUCAGACCUCAGUAACAACAACAAGGGCGGUGUGCUGGUUCAUUUCUGGAUGGUGUUUGUGGUGCCUCGAAUAAAGAGCCCAGCAGUGUGUGAGGAGUGUGUAGGAGCUAUUUUAAGAGACUCGGUCCACACCAGCAUGAAGAACAGGUCCUCUGUGGGCUACCUGCUGGGUCUCCCAGUGGAUAUAGACUCCAUCCUCGUCAAUGCUGUUCAGAGAUCAGAUUUUACAUCAGGAGCAGGUUCACAGUGUGUAGAUAAGCUGUAUGCCAACCUUCUGGGGGCGAGGGUCCCUUUAAAUAUCUUCCCGUCAUGGGGCGGCGUGAGUUGCCACGUCAAACUCACCGCUGUGCCCGGCUCUCUGAUCCGACUGACCGUCACCUCGUUCCUCAUUGAGCCCAGCGACUGCGUGAGUGAUGCCCUGACCGUGUACGAUGCUCUGCUGCCCAUGAGAGGGCGUAUUCUGCACAGGCUGUGUGAACCAGUGUCCAGCUCCUUCUCCCUGGUGUCUACCUCUAAUGUCAUGUUGCUCACCUUCAGAAUGACUAAUGGCAACAAGAGCUUCAGAGGACACUUUGAAGCCAUUGCUGAGGAAAUGUGUAUGUCUCAAAUUGAGACCCAGUUAGACCCUGACGUCACUGGUCAGCUCUACAGCCCCUUCCACCCCAGCCUGCUGCCCCCAAGGUGCUCCUGCACCUGGAGGUUUGAGACCCCUAACAGUGCGUUGGGAGUUGCUCUGCAGUUUCAGAACUAUGUACUGAAACCAAAGGACACGAAGAGCUGUGACCACGGCUGGUGGAAGGUCAAUGAAAUCAUUUUCUGUGGCAGCUACGUUGGACACGACACAGUGUUUCGGAUCGCUGACCACAGCCCAGAGGUGGAGUUUCGCUGCAGCUCACGUAACUCUGCUCAGCCUUUUCAGGCGUCUCACAGCAGCUACAAUAUCAGCCAACCCUGUCCAGAGAGCCACUUCCUGUGCUCUACGGGACUGUGCGUGGAGAAGAGUCGACGCUGUGACGGCCUGGACGACUGCCAGGAUGAGAGCGACGAGGUCUUCUGCUCGAGGCCAACAAAGAACUGUGGUGGCAACAGUCCUCUGCAUCCUUUGUUUGUGUGCAAUGGAGAGACAGACUGCACCAAUGGAAUAGAUGAGAAUAACUGCACUCAGGAAACAACCUGCUCUGCAAUCAGGUAUAAGUGCAAGAGUGGCUCCUGCAUCCUGAAGAAGAACGCAAAGUGCGAUGGUGUUCAUGACUGUCAGGAUGGCAGUGAUGAGGCAGAAUGUGCCUGCGGUCGUCCCUCCUUGGUGAAGAAGGUGGAUUCGUCUGCAGGGCCUGAACGUGUCGUGGGUGGAGAUAACUCUGCGGAGGGGGAGUGGCCGUGGCAGGUCAGCCUCCACUUCUCUGGUAACCUGUACUGUGGCGCCUCUGUCCUCUCCUCUGAUUGGCUCAUCUCAGCAGCACACUGCUUCAGCAAGGAAAGGCUGUCCGACCCACGUUACUGGAGCGCCCACCUCGGCAUGCUGACACAGGGCAGUGCCAGGCACGUGGCGGACAUCCAGCGAAUCGUGGUGCACGAGUAUUACAACGCGUACACGUUCGACUACGACAUUGCCCUGCUGCAGCUGAAGAAGCCCUGGCCUCCCUCCCUCAGCCCGCUGGUCCAGCCUGUGUGCCUGCCAGCACCCUCACACACUGUCACCGACAGCCACCGCUGCUGGGUCACCGGGUGGGGAUACCGCUCCGAGGAGGUGCUGCAGAAAGCAGAGGUGUCCCUACUGAGCCAGACUGAGUGCAAGAAGAGCUACGGACCUGUCUCACCACGCAUGCUGUGCGCCGGGGUCCCCUCUGGAGAGCGGGAUGCCUGCAGGGGCGAUUCAGGGGGGCCUCUGUCCUGUCAGGCACCGGGAGGGGGUCGCUGGUUCCUGAUCGGCAUCGUCAGCUGGGGGGCGGGCUGUGGCAGACCAAACCUGCCUGGGGUCUACACCAGGGUCAACAAGUUCACCUCCUGGAUCUACAGCCAUAUCAGCUGACAUGAUAUCUUAUUCAUGUUUAAAUGUC
Messenger RNA from Chelmon rostratus (copperband butterflyfish), 2521 nucleotides. RefSeq names its product transmembrane serine protease 7 (gene tmprss7). NCBI's taxonomy places the organism in Eukaryota, Metazoa, Chordata, Actinopteri, Chaetodontiformes, Chaetodontidae. Gene Ontology annotation, molecular function: serine-type endopeptidase activity; protein binding. Gene Ontology annotation, biological process: proteolysis. The record is from RefSeq and is a predicted model, not a curated record. Bases 1 to 2493 code for a protein of 830 amino acids. The transcript is spliced from 18 exons.